AUGUAUCAGAUUUUUAAAUUACUUCUGACACAAAACCAAUUCGAUCGAAAGUUUAGUGAAAGACACCCUAAAACUUGGAUGACAAAGAAUCAUUACCAUGAUGUUGAAUACUUCCAAGGUGAGCUAUUUGAAGUGUUGAAGUUGGACACAGCACCACGUUACACUGAAUUUUCAUUAGCUGAUGAUAAAAUAUCAUUCACCUUUUAUCGUGAACAAGACAAUCUUGUCGGAAGGUUGCUGCUAAUGGUGGUUUCUAUUGCUGUUCCAAUUGCUCAAGUUAUUUUGAUGUUUGGUUUUGCAAGAAAAAGUUCUGCAAGAAAAAUUUGGAAUAUUCAUUCUGCUUUAUUAUCUUUAUUAGCAAUACAUACAUAUCAGGCAGUUAUUGUUUCUAUUUUGAAAAAUGUUGUUGGUUCACCAAGACCGGAUCUUCUACAGCGUUGUUUACCAACAAAUUAUGCUUUACCACCUUAUGGUCAUCUUUCAAAUGUUGGUAUUUGUGGGAAUAGAAAUAUUGGAGACAUAAAUGAUGGUUUUAGAAGUUUCCCAUCAGGACAUGCAUCCACAUCCUUUGCAUCAGCACUGUUCAGUUUUUUCAUUACAUCAAGUCGUAUAAAAGUUUUUGAUGAACGAGGAAACUCUUUCAAAACAAUUAGUGCUUAUCUUCCAUUUUUCAUUUCAACAUUCAUGACUGCUACAAGAAUAUCAGACAAUAGACAUUCUUUUGUUGAUAUAUUUAUCGGCUCAUUAAUCGGUUUAGGGAGUGGAUAUCUUGGUUAUCAUAUGUAUUUCCCAGAUUUCAGAAACUUAUCACUUGCUGGUAUGGCAUUACCUCCAAGAAGAAUUGGGAAUCGUGGAAAGAAUGGGCAGCAUUCAUUUUGGAAAGUACCAGAAGAUAAUGACUAUGAUUACGAUAGUAGGGCUAGUGAUAUUGAGUUUAACGGUUCAUCCCUGUCAUUGUCAACGGAUUCUUCAGGAUCUCCUUCACCACCAAAAUCGAGACAUUCAAUAGCAUCACACCAUCCAUCGAGAUCGAGACCUCAAACAAGCAUAAAUCGACAAAGCGUUCGAUCUGAGAAGCUGAAUGAAUCUUUGGUUUAG
This is a messenger RNA of Hansenula ciferrii, 1098 nucleotides long. Its product is annotated as phosphatase PAP2 family protein. Gene Ontology annotation, biological process: phospholipid metabolic process. Bases 1 to 1098 code for a protein of 365 amino acids. Lineage: Eukaryota; Fungi; Ascomycota; Saccharomycetes; Phaffomycetales; Wickerhamomycetaceae. The record is from RefSeq and is a predicted model, not a curated record. The transcript has 2 exons. Gene Ontology annotation, molecular function: phosphatidate phosphatase activity.